AUGAUUCAAUUCAAGCAGUAUGUAAUGUCUUCUGCAACGCCACCAACAGAGGUUUUCAAUUCAAACACAGUGUAUUGUAUUCCAACACCAUUGAACCGAAGGUUUGCAACUACGCAUCAGAACCUUUACGCUGAACAAGCGAAUUCAAAGGCCGAUUUUACUGCAACAACACAUGAAACUUACUAUGUGGAGGAACCUGAGGAACCUAGUUCGCCAUCAACAGCACUGCCUGAGCUUCCUAUUGCUGCUCCAAGAGAGAGUACCCGCUAUGCGGGCAUAAGAGAAACUAAUGCGCAGAGACAAGUCAAAGUUCUAAUGCACUUUGUCAGAGAUGGGUACGAGUCGAGAAGAACCGCUUACUGGAAAGCAGUGAAAAGCAAUAUCUCGGACGUGAACAUGGACAACGUUCCUGAUGAACGUUACCUAUCUGACGGAAGCUUGUUCCUGCAGCUGCACGAAAGUACCCUGCACAUAUACAUAGCGAGGAACAUAGUUCAGGCAAGUCAACAAGCUGAAAAUGACUACACCCAUAAUAUACGAUUUCAGUUAGCUGUUGACAAUGGUCUCUCAACACUUAUUGGAGAUGGAAUCCAUUAG
Molecule: messenger RNA, 597 nt
Organism: Cylicocyclus nassatus
Lineage: Eukaryota; Metazoa; Nematoda; Chromadorea; Rhabditida; Strongylidae
Source: the annotation of a GenBank genome assembly